UACACACUAUACACAUUACACACUAUAUACAUUACACACACUAUACACAUUACACACACUAUACACAUUACACACACUAUACACAUUACACACUAUACACAUUACACACUAUACACAUUACACACUAUACACAUUACACACACUAUAUACAUUACACACUAUAUACAUUACACACUAUAUACAUUACAUACUACUAUACACAUUAACACACUAUACACAUUACACACUAUACACAUUACACACUAUACACAUUACACACACUAUAUACAUUACACACUAUAUACAUUACACACUAUAUACAUUACAUACUAUACACAUUACACACACUAUACACAUUACACACUAUACACAUUACACACACUAUAUACAUUACCACACUAUAUACAUUACACACUAUACACAUUACACACUAUACAUAUUACACACUAUACACAUUACACACUAUACAUAUUACAUACUAUACACAUUACACACUAUAUACACAUUACACACACUAUACACAUUACACACUAUACACAUUACACACUAUACACAUUACACACACUAUAUACAUUACACACUAUAUACAUUACACACUAUACACAUUACACACACUAUACACAUUACACACUAUAUACAUUACACACUAUAUAC
Hyla sarda is the source of this 633-nucleotide messenger RNA. RefSeq names its product dynein heavy chain-like. The annotation marks the transcript as partial. The transcript is spliced from 2 exons. The record is from RefSeq and is a predicted model, not a curated record. Lineage: Eukaryota; Metazoa; Chordata; Amphibia; Anura; Hylidae.